AUGUCAAAAACGACGGUCGUAUUUUAUCACAUAAUUAAUGAUAAAGAAGACAAAAACUCGCAGAACGUUUUUUACAUUACGAAACCAAUAAAUUUGAUAACAUUAAGUGAUAUUAAAAAUGAGUUUCCCCUAAUUGGGACGUACCACUUCAGAUUUAAAAUCGUUCAUAACAAUACCCCAGCGUGGGUUGAUAUUACUGAUGAGUUUUCCCCCAUCCCGAGCUUGAAUUCAUGUAUUUACGCAAAGGUUUUACGAAUCAGUUGGGUGGACCACAAACAGAUGAAAAAAAAUUCGAGUUCAAAAUUUUUAGAAGAACAUGUAACAAAAUCGUAUAAAAAGGACAAAAUCAAUUUUGACUUAAAGGAUAAUAAAACAGAUAAUAACCCCAAUAUGAAUAGAACUAAGGGAAAUAUUGAUAUGUUAUUAUUUGAAACCACACCAAACAAGUCUACGCAUAUGGAUGUUGAUAAAAGGAAAGAUGACAAGAAGGAUCAAAAUUAUUUUGACUUAAUGUUCAAUUAG
Plasmodium gonderi is the source of this 522-nucleotide messenger RNA. RefSeq lists its product as hypothetical. The record is from RefSeq and is a predicted model, not a curated record. Lineage: Eukaryota; Apicomplexa; Aconoidasida; Haemosporida; Plasmodiidae. The transcript is spliced from 4 exons. Bases 1 to 522 code for a protein of 173 amino acids.